GUUUGACAACUUGGAAAAACACACACAGUGGGGAAUUGAUAUUCUUGAAAAAUAUAUCAAGUUUGUGAAGGAGAGGACAGAGAUUGAACUCAGCUAUGCAAAGCAACUCAGGAAUCUUUCGAAGAAAUACCAACCGAAAAAGAACUCGAAGGAAGAAGAAGAAUGCAAGUACACGUCGUGUAAAGCCUUCAUUUCCACCCUGAAUGAAAUGAACGAUUAUGCAGGGCAGCAUGAGGUGAUCUCUGAGAACAUGGCAGCCCAGAUCAUUGGGGACUUGGCGCGCUAUGUCCAGGAGCUGAAGCAGGAGAGGAAGGCGAAUUUUCACGAUGGCCGUAAGGCACAGCAACACAUAGAGACUUGUUGGAAGCAACUUGAAUCGAGCAAAAGACGAUUCGAGCGAGAUUGCAAGGAGGCUGACAGGGCGCAGCAGUACUUUGAGAAGAUGGAUGCUGACAUCAAUGUCACCAAAGCGGAUGUGGAAAAGGCCCGACAACAAGCUCAGAUACGUCACCAAAUGGCAGAGGACAGCAAAGCAGAUUACUCAUCAAGUCUCCAGAAAUUCAACCAUGAGCAGCAUGAAUAUUACCACACCCACAUACCCAACAUCUUUCAGAAAAUACAAGAGAUGGAGGAAAGGAGGAUCGUGAGGAUUGGCGAGUCGAUGCAGACGUAUGCCGAGGUCGACCGGCAGGUGAUACCCAUCAUCGGGAAGUGCCUGGACGGAAUAGUCAAGGCCGCGGAGUCGAUCGACCAGAAAAACGAUUCUCAGCUGGUAAUAGAAGCUUACAAAUCAGGAUUUGAGCCCCCUGGAGACAUUGAGUUUGAGGAUUACACUCAGCCCAUGAAGCGCACCGUGUCAGAUAACAGCCUUUCAAAUUCCAGAGGAGAAGGGAAGCUGGAGCUCAAAUUUGGCGGCAAAUCCAAGGGAAAGCUGUGGCCGUUCAUCAAAAAAAAUAAGCUUGUGUCCCUUUUAACAUCCCCCCAUCAGCCUCCCCCUCCCCCCCCUGCCUCUGCCUCACCCUGUGCUGUUCCCAACGGCCCCCAGUCUCCCAAGCAGCAAAAGGAACCCCUCUCCCACCGCUUCAACGAGUUCAUGACCUCCAAACCCAAAAUCCACUACUUCCGGAGCCUGAAGCGUGGGACUCAGUCUUUCUGUUUUCACAAAGAACUUAUGAAGAGGACGGUAGGGAAACCUACGUAUGCCUUUGAGGCUAGGGACUAUGUUCUUUCUCUCAAGCUGGGUGCGACGCCAGAGGACUUCAGCAACCUCCCUCCUGAACAGAGAAGAAAAAAGCUGCAGCAGAAAGUCGAUGAACUAAACAAGGAAGUUCAAAAGGAGAUGGAUCAAAGAGACGCCAUCACAAAAAUGAAAGAUGUCUACCUGAAGAAUCCUCAGAUGGGAGAUCCAGCCAGUUUAGACCACAAAUUAACAGAAGUCAGCCAAAACAUAGAAAAGCUACGACUUGAGACUCAGAAAUUCGAGGCCUGGCUGGCAGAGGUGGAAGGCCGACUCCCUGCACGCGGUGAACAGGCGCGCCGGCAGAGUGGACUCUACGACAGCCAGCACCCCCCCACAGUCAACAACUGCGCACAGGACCGUGAGAGCCCGGAUGGCAGUUACACGGAGGAGCAGAGUCAGGAGAGCGAGCUGAAGGUGCUGGCCACGGACUUCGACGAUGAGUUUGAUGACGAGGAGCCCCUUCCCGCCAUAGGGACCUGCAAAGCUCUCUACACGUUCGAAGGUCAGAAUGAAGGAACCAUUUCCGUGGCGGAAGGCGAGACGCUGUAUGUCAUCGAGGAAGACAAAGGGGACGGGUGGACCCGCAUCCGGAGGAGCGAAGACGAGGAGGGCUACGUCCCCACCUCCUACGUCGAAGUCUGUUUGGACAAAAAUGCCAAAGAUUCCUAGAGGUGGAAUGCCGGGAGCCUCGGGGGAGCUGUCCCAGGAGAGACCCUCGGUCCCGCGCGCUUGUCUCCACAGGCCUCAGCGCCC
This is a messenger RNA of Carlito syrichta (Philippine tarsier), 1993 nucleotides long. RefSeq names its product formin binding protein 1 (gene FNBP1). The coding region runs from base 209 to 1909 and encodes 566 amino acids. The record is from RefSeq and is a predicted model, not a curated record. Gene Ontology annotation, molecular function: protein binding. Gene Ontology annotation, biological process: signal transduction. Lineage: Eukaryota; Metazoa; Chordata; Mammalia; Primates; Tarsiidae. The transcript has 17 exons.